Molecule: messenger RNA, 883 nt
Organism: Drosophila suzukii
Lineage: Eukaryota; Metazoa; Arthropoda; Insecta; Diptera; Drosophilidae
Product: tetraspanin-18B
Cellular component (GO): plasma membrane
Source: RefSeq, a predicted model, not a curated record
AGGCUGCAUCGUUUUUCCGAAAGAUUAUAAUCUUUGUUUUUUGUUGUUGUUCAGUUAAAUUAUUUUCCAAACCUAAGUAAAGCUUAUCCGCUGGCUGAAUAUGGGGUGCUCUACUGGUUGCGUUAAGUGUUUUCUCAUCACCCUCAGUACUCUGAAUGCGCUUUCGGGACUAUUGCUGAUAGCCAUUGCUACACUUGCCCUCUUGGAAGACCCUCUUGCUUACAUCGUAUUCCUAUAUGGACUGGGCGGCAUUAUCUUCGUCUCCGCAAUUCUGGGAUGCUGUGGAAUCUGCCUGGAGAACGUGUGCAUAACCGCAACGUAUGGAUUCUUGCUGUUGGGCCAGCUGAUAAUAAGCUUUUUCGGCUUCAAAUUCCGUAAGGAAUACAUUCUGAAGUUCGUCAAAGAGAAGGUCCAGAUAACAUGGAACGAGGAGCUGGUCGAACCUGGUGCAAUGGACUUUUACCAGGAAUUGUAUUCGUGUUGUGGACGUGAUAGCCCCGAUGACUAUGUGGACAUUGGUCGGGAAACCUUACCUUCAAGCUGUUAUCCCCAGUGGAACACCCAGGAGAUCCACUAUCAAGACGGAUGCGCCCUGAAGACCAGUAAGAUCUUUGUGGGUCUUUUCAGCGUUGCAAAGGGCCUUAACUGGAUUGCAGUGGCUACAACUGUUCCCAUGGUGAUUGGUGCCUUUUAUUUGGUCAGACGAUUCCGCAAGCAGCGCAUUCGCUACAGCUACUAAGGACUGAUUUAGGAUUUAACUACUAAAUAUUUUUGGGCUUGUUCACUGCUUACUAUUUGGGUACGCAAGCAUGCCAAAACCAAGAUAAAGGACGAGGAAACUCCCAUCAACGACUGAUGGCCGAGGACAUCCCAGCAUAAUUAU